CUUUCCCCCCCCUUUUUUAUUUUUGUUUUGUUCCAGAAGGAGCUUAAUUCUGUUGCUUCCGAGCUGGCUGCGCGGCAGGAAGAGAGUGAACAUUCUCAUAAACAUUUAAUUGAACUCAGCCGGGAAUUUAAGAAAAAUGUACCUGAGGAAAUCAGAGAGAUGGUGGCUCCUGUCUUAAAAAGCUUCCAAGCCGAGGUGGUUGCACUCAGUAAAAGAAGCAAGGAGGCUGAGACGGCUUUCCUGAGCGUUUACAAGCAAUUAAUUGCAGCACCAGAUCCCGUUCCUGUCCUGGAGGCGGCGCGGAGCCUAGAAGACAGGCUGCGGCAGCUUCAGUGCCUCGACCCUGAGACCCCACCCCUGAAGGAGCUCAACCGGCAGUGGAAGAAGCCCCCUGAGCUUCUUGGCACCAAAGAGCAGAGAGAGGGAACGUCUCCAGCUGGGCUCACGGUGUCAGAGGGAACCAGGCUCGCGAGCAUCAACAGCAAAGCACUUUUCACAGAAACCUUGUUGCAGAGAAAUGAGGCAGAAAAACAAAAGGGACUCCAGGAAGCACAGAUCACUUUGGCUGCUCGGCUGGGGGAAGCAGAAGAAAAGAUCAAAGUGCUUCAUUCAGCGCUAAAGGCCACCCAGACGGAGCUGCUGGAGCUGCGGUGUAAAUAUGACGAAGAGGCAGCGUCAAAGGCGGACGAAGUAGCCAUGAUCAUGACCAACCUUGAAAAAGCCAAUCAGCGAGCGGAGGCUGCGCAACGGGAGGUGGAGAGCCUGCGGGAACAGCUAGCGUCUGUCAACAGCUCCAUUCUCCUGGCCUGCUGCUCUCCGCAAGGCCCCAGCGGGGACAAGGUGAACUACUCUAUGUGCUCGGGGGCCCGGCUGGAGGCGGCGCUGGCAGCCAAGGACCGGGAGAUCCUGCGGCUCCUCAAGGAUGUGCAGCAUCUGCAGAGCUCCCUGCAGGAGCUGGAGGAGUCCUCGGCCAACCAGAUCGCCGACCUGGAGCGGCAGCUGGCCGCCAAGAACGAGGCCAUCGAGAGGCUGGAAGAAAAGCUGCAGGCCCAGUCUGACUACGAGGAGAUUAAAACAGAGCUGAGCAUCCUGAAGGCGAUGAAGCUGGCCUCAGCCAACUGCAGCCUUUCCCAGGGCAUAUCCAAGUCAGACGAGGCCUUGCUGAUAGGGAAAGACUCCUACCCACCCCAGAAGUACCUCCUGGAGAAGCCCAGUCUCCUGGCCAGCGCUGAGGAGGAUCCCUCCGAGGACGAGUCGGUGAAGGACACGGAGCAGUCGUACCCCUCACCCCAGCAGCUCGCACUGCCCGCAUCGGAGGACCCUGCCUCCCCCGCCCCCGUCCAGCCUCUGCUGGGUCCCAGCACGGCCCCAGAAGGCCAAAGGACUUUCUCCAUGUCCCCCUUCCCCGGACUGGGUGCUAGUGACAGGCCACCGGCUGACCCCUUCCUCCCCAAGCAGCUGAUGCCGCCCGUGUACAAGAGCGAGAGUGGCGGCCUGCUGCCCUUCCCCUCCCCCUACUUCCCCACCAAGGGCAGCGUGCUGCCCGCCAACAGUGCCCCGCCGGCACCCACCGCACCUGCCAGUGACGCCAGCCCACCCAGCGACCAGUCGGAGGGAAGUAGCACGGGCUCGGCUGACGAGGAACAGCUGGACACGGCCGAGAUCGCCUUCCAGGUGAAGGAGCAGCUCCUGAAGCACAACAUCGGGCAGCGCGUCUUCGGGCACUACGUGCUGGGGCUCUCGCAGGGCUCCGUCAGUGAGAUCCUGGCCCGGCCCAAGCCCUGGCGCAAGCUCACCGUCAAGGGCAAGGAGCCCUUCAUCAAGAUGAAGCAGUUCCUGUCGGACGAGCAGAACGUGCUGGCGCUGAGGACGAUUCAGGUGCGCCAGAGAGGUAGCAUCACUCCACGGAUUCGAACUCCAGAGACCGGCUCUGACGACGCCAUCAAAAGCAUCCUGGAGCAGGCCAAGAAGGAGAUCGAGUCCCAGAAGGGAGGUGAAACCAAAAGCUCCACAGCCCCCCAGGUAGUCACCAAUGGCACCAGCACCAGCAACUCGGAGGACGCCAUUAAAAGCAUCCUGGAGCAGGCGCGGCGGGAGAUGCAGGCCCAGCAGCAGGCCCUGCUGGAGAUUGAGUCGGGCAGCAACGGCCGGCCCAUCCCCACCCCACCCGCAGAGCGCUCCACCUUGGCUGCCGUCAGCCAGAACAUCGUCCAGGCCUACAUCAAGCAGGAGGAGGGGGCGGUGGGUGCCAGCCCCAGCUCCACCCAGGCGUCGCUCACAGUCCUGUCCCCCGCCGCCUUCGUGCAGAGCAUCAUCCGCAAGGUGAAGUCCGAGAUCGGCGACGCCGGCUCCUACUUCGACCAGCACUGGGCUUCGGAGAGGAGCGUGCUGAACCGACCCUACACCGCCGUGUCCCCUUCGCUCUCCUCCUCCUCGAGCUACUCGAGCCUGGCCAACGGCCGGGCCUGGCCACGGGGGGAGCCGAGCGAGAGUGCCCCCACCGAGGAGGAGCUGGCCCUGGGGGAGGAGGAGCCCCACAAGACCACAGAGAUGAAGUCAGAAGGGGGCAGCUCAGAGCCGCAGAGCGCUGGCCGCCUCUCCUACUACCCUGCCUACGUGCCGCGGACGCUCAAGCCCACGGUCCCCCCGCUGACACCGGAGCAGUACGAGAUGUACAUGUACCGGGAGGUGGACACCUUGGAGCUGACCCGGCAGGUGAAGGAGAAGCUGGCCAAGAACGGCAUCUGUCAGCGGAUCUUCGGGGAGAAGGUGCUGGGCUUGUCCCAGGGGAGUGUGAGCGACAUGCUGUCCAGGCCCAAGCCGUGGAGCAAGCUGACUCAGAAGGGCCGGGAGCCAUUCAUCCGGAUGCAGCUGUGGCUCACGGAUCAGCUGGGCCAGGGGAUCAGCCAGCAGCCCAACCCAGCCCAGGCCAGUCCUGGAGACACCCAGUCGUCCCCCUCGCCGCCCCCCAGCCCUUCGGAGCAUGAGAAGACCCCCCAGGAGCCGCUCACCCUCGCCCUGGAGAGCAGCAAGGAGAACCAGCAGCCGGAGAGCAGGUCAGGCUCCGCGCUGGGUGGGAAGACGUACCCCAGCAGCCAGGGCCCCAUGGGCAUACAAGAGAUCGUCGCCAUGUCUCCCGAGCUGGACACCUACGCCAUCACCAAGAAGGUCAAGGAGGUGCUGACAGACAACAACCUAGGCCAACGGCUGUUCGGGGAGAGCAUCCUGGGCCUGACGCAGGGCUCGGUGUCCGAUCUCCUCUCCAGACCCAAGCCCUGGCACAAGCUGAGCUUGAAGGGGAGGGAGCCUUUUGUCCGCAUGCAGCUCUGGCUCAAUGACCCGCACAACGUUGAGAAGCUGCGCGACAUGAAGAAGUUGGAGAAGAAAGCGUAUCUGAAGCGUCGCUACGGGCUGAUCAGCGCCAGCUCGGACAGCGAGUCGCCGAACGCCCGCUCGGAGUGCGCCAGCCCCAGCCUCCAGCCCCAGGACCUCAGCCUCCUCCAGAUCAAAAAGCCCCGUGUGGUGCUGGCACCGGAGGAGAAGGAGGCCUUGAAGAAGGCCUAUCAGCUGGAGCCCUACCCCUCGCAGCAGACCAUCGAGCUGCUCUCCUUCCAGCUCAACCUCAAGACCAACACGGUCAUCAACUGGUUCCACAACUACAGGUCUCGGAUGCGCCGGGAAAUGCUGGUGGAAGGGUCCCAGGAUGACACGGACCUGGAGCAGGGUGGCUGCGGGGGCACCUCACUGGCCGGUAGCUCGCUCCGAGGCACCAACCCGCAGAGCCCCGAUUCAGAGGCGGAGGACAGGAAGCCGGUCUUCAGAGAUGCGGAGCCCCGGCGGUCAAGCGAGGCCCUGGUCCAGGUCAAACAGGAGCAGCCGGAGCCCGGGGAAAAAGGCGAGUGUUACAAUCACUGGGACUUGUGUGGCCUGGACAGGGAGCCGGAGCUCGUGGCCACAUCCAUUCAGCAUCCCAGCCUCAAGGAAGAGCAGGAUGAUACCACGUGUGCGGGGGCCUCCCAGAGGGCCCCCCCCAGCACCACCAGCCUCCCACGGAGCAGCAAUGCAUCCAGCAAGGCGCACGCAGCUGGGACUGCCGACUGCUCCACCCAGCACGUGCCCCAGGAGCCGGAGGGUGGGGAGAGGCUGCAUCCUGACCCCAUUAGCUUUAAAUCUGCCUCGGAGUCCUCCCGCUGCAGCCUGGAGGUCUCCCUGAACUCUCCCUCGGCAGCUUCCUCUCCAGGCCUCAUGAUGUCCGUCUCGCCGGUCCCCUCCUCCUCCGCUCCCAUCUCCCCAUCACUGCCAAACACCGCCUCUGCCAAAGUGCAGAGUUCGAGUCCCGCCACAGACACAGGCUCGUUACAGCAGAGCACGAAGCUGAACACAAACAUCCAGCGGAGGCACGAGAAGAUGGCCAACCUCAGCAACAUCAUCCACCGGCUAGAGCGGGCCGCGAACCGAGAAGAGUCGCUGGAGUGGGAGUUCUGACCCGCGCCUCCGCGCCCCGUGCCCGGGGAUCUGCCCAGCCCUUUGGGCUGCCGAUGAGUGCGGGCGUCCUGGAGUGCACGUACACACACAUAUAUAUAUUUUGUUAAUUAUAUCACGUACUGACAACAGAAGAGAAAACCCACUGGGUUCAUGAGAAAGCGAAGGGAAAGCUCAGCCUUUGUCUUCUGCCUCUUGGCCCUCCGUGGAAGGGGACAACGAAACCCAAGCAGAACAGAUGCCCCGUCUUUGUUUUAAAUGUGAAAAACUGGGAACACUUUUAGAAAAAAAAAUAUUUAUAGACCUCUUUUAGAUAUUUUAAUAAAAGGAUACUUUGGAAUUUAUUAACAGCUUAAGCUGCUUUGAUAUUAAAGAUAGCUAUAAAAUCAAGAUGAUGUAGCAGUUGUGUCAUUAAAUGUACACUGAAGUCUUGUAGUUUGCCACUGGAUGAGAUUAAAAACAAAAAAAAAAAAAAGACUUACUGAUCAAAGCCAUCAAGAAGCACUAUGAGACUGACCAAAUUUAAUAAACUUUUGAAUAGCGGUUUUUCCACAUUUGUCUGUAAGACACUGCAUUACUUGCCCUUUGCAGAGACUAUGUUAUAGUCUGUGAAGACUCUAAAUUGAAAACCUGGAUGCCAUCAAGUAUGUACUUAGUCCUGGUGGUAUGUUUUGAAACCUUUGUAACACAGAAUGUCACGUGCAGUUGUAUAUGUUGUAGAAAUGUCUGCAGUAGCCUUCCUGAACAAGAUGUAGCAUGGCACAUAACUCCUUACACUUCCUCUAGAUAGUAACCUGUGAUAACCCAAAACGAACGGAUCAGUGACAGCUGUUGGCGGCAAAGCUCUCUGUCCCUUGGCAAGAGCCAGUGAAAGCACCCGCGGCUCUGAUCUCGAGAGAGAAGGCACAGGCGCCCGGGUGUGCACAUCUUCGACGUGUCCCAUUCGACAGUAACAAACUUCGGCGGCGCUCACGACCGCACCACAUCUUAUGCAUCCGCUCCAGUGCUGCAGGGAGCACCAGCCAGCAGGAUACCCUCACUCUGCAGCCUUGGUCUAUUUGAAGUGAGAGGCCUCUGAGUUCAAAGCCUUCGAGGGUCAGCGCUUAAAGGACGAGCCCUAAAAAGAUACAAACCGCCGGCUCGCCUCCGGGACCCGAACGGACUUUGGGUUGGUUUGUUUUCACUUUAGUCGAAUCCAGCUGGCACGGCUGAAUCAGCACCUUUUUGGUUCCUAGAGUUAGGGCCACGGAGAGAGCGCCCGGGAGUGAGGAUCAGCCUCCGGGGCGGCUGUUGAAAUGUCACCUUUCACAUCAGUCCUGGACUGCUCUCUGCCGAAGCGACAGGAGACAGGCCCUGACCCCGCUCAGCACAGGGCAGGACGCCUCGGCCCAGAAAAGGCCUGCUUCCACCUCGGUCGCACGCGGACAGUGCCGGCCAUUUCAAAAAUUGCUCGCUGGCCCCUGCACUGCCCCAGUGCCUCCCUGGGCUUCGGUGGCGGGUCCUUGGUGAUGGAGCCGGGCCCCAAUUCAGCAAAGCACUUUUAAGCAGGUGCCUUGACUUGGAGGGGGGAAGGGGGAGGUUCAUCACAUGUGCAGAGUGAACUGUAAGCUGCUUGCUGCCUUGGCGCCCCAGGCCCUGACCCAAAGCCCACGGGAGACAGUCUUCUGGCUGAUUUCAGCGGGCACCGGGUCAGACCCGUGGCACCACCUGGAAGGAGAGGAGCCCAGAUCUCCGUGCUACGAGUCGCCCCUGGACCGCGCGGUUCUCCCUGCCCUUGCUGCGAUGGGCGGACUGAGAUUUCUCUCUACCCACCCCUGUGAUCUAGCCCCAGCUUAUGCAAAUGCCUUUGAGAGACGCAUCCGUGGGUCGUGUUGGUUUGCUCUGUAUUGUUUUGUUUUGUUUAGGGGUUUUUUUUAAUGCAUUUUGCAAGCGCCGAAGUACAGCAUGCAAGGGACUGCCCCACCCCACUCGGACUGCCACCCCCGCUGACACUCGACAGGACAGGAGCGCGCGUCCUGCAGGCACUGAGGCUAUGCAUCGAACAGUUCCCCACUGGACACGUUUUUAUCAGAAGAGAAGGUAUUUUUAUACUCGGGUGGUAGUUAAUGACCAAUUUUAAAAACAACUCCGUUCGCCUCCAUGCAAGGCCCAGAUCCCACCUGCCACGUUGUAGCGACGGUAGCCCUGUCCAAACAAGUGAGAGCUUGUCCGACGCAAUGAUUUUUACUGGUUCAACCCCAACACGCCAUCGAAGGUCUAGGCAUUCGCAUUGACUACUGUUCUUCUUAGUGUGCUAGUGUUAGCUUUAGUGGAACGGGAUUUGAUGAAGCACUUAGCAUAGUCUUUCCGAACACCGAAAUCCUGUUGUACUAAAAGCUAGUGGGACAUGUUGAUCACAUUUUGUUAGGCUCAUGUACUGUACUUCAAAAGUUUCUAUGAGAUUGAUGAACUUUGUUAAAAAUUUUAAAAAGGAACAAGUUCUGUAAAGAGCCACUAAAUACAGAAGUUGUAUAAUAA
This is a messenger RNA of Gavialis gangeticus (Gharial), 6999 nucleotides long. RefSeq names its product cut like homeobox 2 (gene CUX2). Gene Ontology annotation, molecular function: DNA-binding transcription factor activity, RNA polymerase II-specific; DNA binding. The annotation marks the transcript as partial. The transcript is spliced from 21 exons. NCBI's taxonomy places the organism in Eukaryota, Metazoa, Chordata, Crocodylia, Gavialidae. The record is from RefSeq and is a predicted model, not a curated record. Gene Ontology annotation, biological process: regulation of DNA-templated transcription.